GGAGAUGUUGACCUACCUUGAUACAAUGGCCACACCAAGAUUUACAGCUCAUGGUCGCGAGGUUUCAAGCUCCCAGCCCAUGCAUCCUUAUGCUUUUCACGGUCCUUUUUGAAAUGGGGACACCUGCCAAGAGCAUCGGACCUGUGACAUAGAGAUGUCGGACCUGCGUGUGGAACUGGUUGGAGCUAUUGAUGUCGGGAAGAACCUAUGCCCAGUACGACAACUAAACGGCCAUGUUCAGCGAUUGAAUCCAUAUCACACAGGUGGUCAGCUGUUGAUAUGGACAGAAGAGCGCCGUGAAGUGGCAAUUCCCAGCUUGAACCUGUUGUUCAGCGGCGACAACAAGGCUGACGCUUGUCAAAAAUGCUUGGACAAUGGAGGCCCUAGGCGAGGAGUUCCAGAGCUUUUGCCAUCAGGAAGGAAAAGGAAACUUGAGGACUUCAAAGCAGAACGCAAGCAGAAUUCCACGGCCAACCAGUCAAAGCGGAAGGGGGAAAGGCAACAAAAGGUGUCUUCUUCGUUUUGAUCAGCGGUCUUAUCGGUGUACAGCCCAGGUGCUGUUCAGUCGCUUUCAGCAAUCACUUGCAGUGCUUUGUUUCGAGCGAUUUGCCAGCGCAUAGAGUCUAGUCUAGUGGUUGACUCAUGCGUGCUUGAGCUGAAAAGUGUGGAU
Molecule: messenger RNA, 670 nt
Organism: Cladocopium goreaui
Lineage: Eukaryota; Dinophyceae; Suessiales; Symbiodiniaceae
Source: the annotation of a GenBank genome assembly